CAAAAUCAUCUCGUAAUAAAUCAUCCAGUAAUAAUAAUACAACCCAAUGACGAUUUGAAGCGAGAAGGCCCCUCCUUCAACCACUCCGAAAAACCGUCUUAUUGGCUCCACACAAGUGUGUCUCAUGUAAAUGAGAUGUCCCAACAGAAAUUCACACAUCUCGAACUAGAUCGUUUUAUUAGUGCGUGUGUGAAAAUUUGUUUGUGGAAGUUUAAUUAACUCACGUAUUACAUCCACUUUACGACGCUAUGCAUUUCAUCAACGCCAUUAAAACUGAAACGGAGAGCUUUUCACCUGAGCUUGCGAAAACGCUUUUAAACCCUUUACACACUUACAACAGCGAAAUGAUCAAUUACUUCUCGUAUCCAAAAUAUACGAGCUACAUUUCGCCGAACUACCUCAAAUCCACUGAAUAUUUCGAUCCGGAUAGUUUUGUGGAUUUUGACCCCGGGAACAACGAAGUACCUGUAGCGUCUGCUUCGUACCAGAAUUUUCAGGAUUAUUUUUCGUACCAGAGAGGGCAUAGUCGGCAUGAAUUCAGCGAAGGUGAGAGGAAGUGCUUGAGUUACAACAAUGGAAACUUGCAAGCGAAUCUGGGCCAAAUGUGGAGUUUCCAGAACGAAGCAGGCUGUUUGCUACAUGUGGAUUCGCAUGAGUCAUCCAAAGAAGUUUGUUUUGAUGACACAUUGGACAUAAACGGCUCACAUUACUCCGAUGAUUCCACAGAUAUUAAAAGCAUUGAUUGUGGCAGCAAAACAGGAAGAAAAGAACGAACAGCUUUUACAAAAAACCAAAUCAAGGAACUGGAAAAUGAGUUCACUCAUUCCAAUUAUCUAACAAGACUAAGGCGUUAUGAAAUCGCUGUUGCUUUAGAUCUCACAGAACGACAAGUGAAAGUGUGGUUCCAGAAUAGAAGAAUGAAGUGGAAACGUACAAAGGGUGGCGAUCCAAAUACCCUCAAAGGAAAAUCUAAAACAAGAAUUUAACAGUUUAAUUUAAAGUUAAGGAAAUUUGUGUAAUAUUUUGUAUCUGUAAUAAUAAUGUGUUCCCAUUAUAUUUAGACUGUACACACUAAGUUAAUUAAUAUUUCUUUAUACUGAGUAAUCAAUAAGAUAAAUAAAACACAGUUUUAACGCAA
Messenger RNA from Zophobas morio, 1138 nucleotides. RefSeq names its product homeobox protein Hox-D4a-like. The transcript is spliced from 3 exons. The record is from RefSeq and is a predicted model, not a curated record. Gene Ontology annotation, molecular function: DNA-binding transcription factor activity, RNA polymerase II-specific; RNA polymerase II cis-regulatory region sequence-specific DNA binding. NCBI's taxonomy places the organism in Eukaryota, Metazoa, Arthropoda, Insecta, Coleoptera, Tenebrionidae. Gene Ontology annotation, cellular component: nucleus. Gene Ontology annotation, biological process: positive regulation of transcription by RNA polymerase II. Bases 249 to 986 code for a protein of 245 amino acids.